This is a messenger RNA of Anguilla anguilla (European eel), 5008 nucleotides long. Its product is annotated as thrombospondin type-1 domain-containing protein 4-like. Gene Ontology annotation, molecular function: metalloendopeptidase activity. Gene Ontology annotation, cellular component: extracellular matrix. Gene Ontology annotation, biological process: extracellular matrix organization. The transcript is spliced from 18 exons. NCBI's taxonomy places the organism in Eukaryota, Metazoa, Chordata, Actinopteri, Anguilliformes, Anguillidae. The coding region runs from base 563 to 3481 and encodes 972 amino acids. The record is from RefSeq and is a predicted model, not a curated record.
CUAUUCCUAUUCACCGCAGCUUUCAUUGGAGCGCUCUGCGUGUGCAAGUCUGACUUAAGAUUUAUUCUUUGAAGCCUGUGGCUUGAUAGAGACAUAAAUGUGCUAAAGAGCCGACCAGCUGUAGAUCUUUUGUUUAGAAACUCGAAACCCUGACCUUUACGCACACUCUCUCACACCGAGAUUACUCGAUGAAAGUAGCGAAAGGGGGCGCAGCAAUUUGUUUUCUCUACGCCGUUCCCAUGGCUUUAAUUUACCGAGGAAAAGGCUGCCCAGAAUGCGGAGGACCGAAAGGACCACAGUUGGACGGGACGCCGCUCAUGGACGGUCACAUAGGCUAACUUUGGAUUUUGGAAAAGGUUUGGGAAUGCGAUAUCGUGCUUCGGUGGAUUUAAUUUUAAACGCGUGGACUCCGGAUUUAUAAAGAUCUCAGUGUGUGCGUGCGUGGAGCUACAAGUCUCAAAGCACCGUUCCGAUACUCCAAGAGAUUAGCUUUGAAGGAAUCCGCAUACAUCACCUAGUACACAAUACCAGAAGACGCUGGUACCCACGCAGUUGACAAGCAAUGAUAGAAACCUUCAUCCAAAUACUCAGAAUUUCCACAGUUCUGCUGCUUCUGGGCCCAGACCUGCUGAACUGUCAGCACAGCAAUCAACACAGGAAGGUGCCUAAGAGGAUAGAGGCUCAGCAGGACCCUGAAUCCAGGGAGGCAGCAGGGCCGGGUUCCUGGGGCCCCUGGGGUCCCUGGGGGGCCUGCUCCCGCACUUGCGGGGGAGGGGUGCAGGAACAGACCCGACCCUGCCUGUCAGCUUACUCCCCCGCGGUCGCUUACCCGUCCAAAGCCGCCCACCCCCCUCUGUCCUCCGGACACGUGGUGUCGGCCCUGCGCCCCUCCGUCCCCCUUCAUCGCAACACGGGACAGCCUCCGUACUCAAACGGGACAGGGUCGCACCCGGGGGGCCACAGGAAGCUGAGGGGCCAGCAGCGAGACCCCCGCGUCGGACGCAGGAGGGGCGGGGACAGCAGACGCAUUACUCCCGGCAUGUAUGGGUACGGAAAGAUGCCCUUCGUCAUGCCACUGCAGACGGACACCGGGCAGGAGCCGGGCACCACUCCUCCCCGGAGACAGCGACGGGCCCCUCCAUCGGGCGCCCUGUACCCGGGCCAGCACGGGGGCCACCAGCAGACCUACAGGCAGCAUGGCCCCAACUACGGCUACGGCGGCGGCCACCACUGGCCCCAGACGUCGCAGCCGAGGACACACCCAGCCAGGACCUCGCUAUACCAACCCAGCCCCGCCCACAACCCACAGCAACCCCCGCAUUCUGACAGCCAACCUCCACAAACCGGACCCCACAGCCCCCUGCCCACCUCCUCCUGCACAGGGUCCCAGAAGCAGUACAAGAUGUGCAACGUUAACUCUUGUCCCCCGACCAGCCGGAGUGUGAGAGAAAUGCAGUGCUCGUCUUACAACAACCAGCCCUUCAUGGGUCGUCUGUACGAGUGGGAGCCUUUCAACGAAGGUCGGGGGGACCAGUCCUGUGAGCUCAACUGCCUAGCCAUUGGAUUUCGCUUCUACGUGCGACAGGCAGAGAAAGUCAUCGACGGGACACCAUGCGGCGAGAACGAGACUUCUAUCUGCGUGGAGGGGACGUGUCAGACUCUAGGCUGCGAUGACUACCUGGGCUCGGGAAAUGUGCUGGACAAAUGUGGAGUGUGUGGUGGGGACAACUCCACCUGCAAGGUGGUCUCUGGGGUCUUCAAACACCCCCUGACCAAGGUGGGCUAUCACAAGAUUGUGGAGAUACCAGAGGGAGCCACCAAGAUCAAUGUCACCGAAAUGAUCAAGAGCCAGAACAACCUGGCACUGCGCAGUCGCUCUGGGCGUUCCAUUAUCAACGGAAACUGGGCCCUCGACAGGCCGGGGAUGUACGAGGGGGCGGGCACCAUGUUCACAUACCGCCGGCCCAAUGAGAUCAGCAACACUGCUGGGGAGUCCUUCCUGGCUGAGGGACCUACCAAUGAGAUUCUGGAUGUCUUUAUGAUCUACCGGCAGCCGAAUCCUGGAGUUCAUUAUGAGUAUGUUGUUCCUGUUGAGAAUCGAGCCAAUCCGCAGUUUCCUCCCGAUACCAGGCCUGGUGGGAACACUGUGAAUAGUCGGGGCGGAUACAUCCACCCCAGCCACCCAAACCAGGAUGGGUAUGUCCAUGGCAGGGGGUACCCUCCCCAGAUCCCUGACAACCAGGUGCCAGCGCCCCAGCCACCCAGACGCCAGCGGGAGCACAGCUGGAAACUCAUGGGCACAACAGACUGCAGUGCCACUUGUGGCAGAGGUACCAGGUACACAGUGUUCCGCUGUGUCCACAGGGUGACCCACGAGCAGGUGACAGACAGCCUGUGUGACAGCGCGACCAGACCCAGUCCCCAGGGGGAGCCCUGCAACAUGCACCCCUGCCCUGCAUACUGGGACAUCGGGGAGUGGUCAGAGUGCAGUAAGACCUGCGGUCUGGGCAUGCAGCACAGGCAGGUGCUCUGCAGGCAAGUGUACGCUAACCGCACCCUGAACGUACAGACCAGUCGCUGCCAGCACCUGGAGCGGCCCGAGACGACCAGCACCUGCCAGCUGAAGAUCUGCAGCGAGUGGCAGAUCCGCACCGACUGGACCACCUGCUCUGUUCCAUGUGGGGUGGGGCAGAAGUCCAGGGAGGUGCGCUGUGUCAGCAAUGUGGGAGACACUGUGCCGGACCAGGAGUGCAACAUGAGGCUGCGGCCCAAUGAUGUGGAGAACUGUGACAUGGGCCCCUGCGCAAAGAGCUGGUUCUUCACAGAGUGGGGAAACCAGUGCUCAGCUGAGUGUGGAUUGGGAGUGCGAACUCGGAGUGUGCUGUGUCUCACCAAUCACAUCAGCAGCCUGCCUUUGGAGGGCUGUGGGUCAGUGCGCCCCCAGGAGAACCAAGUGUGUAACAAUGGCCCCUGUGACACUCGCAUAGAGUGGUUCACAGGACGGUGGAGCCAGUGCUCUGCAGAGUGUGGUACAGGCACCCAGCAGAGGGAGGUGGUGUGCCUGAUGAAGUCAGACGAAGGCUUCGUGGUGCUGCCGCCCUACGAGUGCUCCUCUCUGGACCGCCCCCUGAACCAGCAGACCUGCCAGCUCAAACCCUGCGGUGCCAAGUGGUACCACACAGACUGGAGCUCCUGCUCAAAGACAUGCGAGGGAGGGUUCCGGGUGCGAGAGGUGCGCUGCCUCUCCGAUGACAUGCUGACCAGCGAGGCCUGCGCGGCGCAAGCCAGGCCAGAAGAGCGCGAGGCCUGCAACCGAGAGCCCUGCUUGCCGCAGAUAGAUGAGAACUGCCGAGACAAGUACUUCAACUGUAACGUGGUGGUCCAAGCACGCCUGUGCGUGUACAACUACUACAAGGCAGCGUGCUGUGCGUCCUGUUCUCGCGUGUCCCAGCGGCAGGCAGGGUUCCGGGGACGCAGAUAGCACCAUCUCCUUGGCCCUCCACCAGGGGGCGCCAAGUUGUUGCCAGUGCUGGCCUCCCUAUGACCUCUGGGCUGACCACACUGACCCAGGCAGUCUAUGGCGUGGGGAUAUCAUUGACUGUGGAUAUUCAACAUGCUCAAAGACUAGGACUAGUGUGGAUGUAGAUGUGACCUCAUUCUUAUGCUGAAGGCUCCAAGCGCAGCAUUGAGUAUGAAUGGUGCUCCCGGAUUGGGUACGAUGGCCCCACUCAGGCGACUCCUAAACUCAUUUAUGGAUUUUGAUUGGAACCUCAAGCGAAGUUAGAUUCAUCCAUGGUCUCUGUACUGAAGGAAUGCCAGGCUGUGCUGUCGCUCUUCUGUUUUCAAUAUCAGCUGUGAAUGGACUCUGUGACUCAAAUCCACAAUGGUGCUUCAGACAAAUCUGCAUUCACUCCUCUGAAAUUUUGGUCAUGGACAGUGUGGAGUAUUUUUUCCACAGUUCCACUGGAAAUAUUGUGUAAGGUUCUGUUAUUGGGACUGUAUUCUUGUUUUUGUUUUUUUACAUAUGUAAUGUACAUAUGAUGUAUACUUUUUGUAUGCUGCACCACUAUAAACUACAUAUAUUUAUGAUGAGAUGAUGAAUUACAUUAAAUGGGGUCUACCUUGUUUAACCACUUGCUAAUAAGACUGAACUGUUUCACAGUGUUCCUUAACCUACUAUGUGCUCAAAUUUCGCCAGUAAAUACACAGCGCUUAGGUUUUCCAAAGACACUGCAGACAACUGUCCACCAUGCCAGCAUGUGAAACCUCAAGAUUGAAAGUGUAGGAAAUUGUGCUUUGGACUCAACCAUUUUGAUUAAGUUCGAAUUUGAGUGGGCUGCUUGCAGUAAUAUAAUUUAUUCAAGAGAGCGUUCCAUUGUCUCAUCUCUUUACCAUUCUGUGCCUGAUAAUUAUAGUGAGACCCAUCUUUUGUUGGAUGUGAUUAACUAAAAUCCCUGGAAGGUACUGUAGCAGCCCUUAUGUUCUGUGUUUCUGUUAGACUGAGGACAGGGCUCUGGUAGAAGGUUAAAACCAACAUCAUAACAAUAUGGUCAUGGAUAUGAGAAAUUUCAGGUCAGAGGAAGAAGGAAAAAAACAUUGAAGUUUCAAGAUUCAAGUGAAAUAAAAAAGUCAUAACGUAGCCACUGGUCUGUAGUAUAUGCAAUCAAACACUUUGUGAUCCAAGUCAUUCUGACAGAUACCUGAAACCUUAGUUGUUGUCAUUUUUAUCUGUUUAAGAGCAAAUCCUGUUUAAUGUAAUAGUGCUGAUCGGAAUGUCUGCUGCCUUUCCAGCUGUAUUUGUGGUAGUUUAAUAUUGUAUACAUAUUCAUGUCAUGUUUCACGCUCACACAGAUGGAAUUUUUAAGUGAUCAUUUUACCCUACCAUGUAUCAUGCCACUUUUCAUUUCUAGUAUUACUUUUAUGUUUCAAAAAGGAAAGUAAUGGGGGCAAAUAUUAAAAUAUUUAAUGAAUGAACAUCAUAAAGCCAAACAAAAUGAAAACAUUUUAC